Messenger RNA from Pleuronectes platessa (European plaice), 5107 nucleotides. It is a transcript of the gene nr2f6b, whose product is annotated as nuclear receptor subfamily 2, group F, member 6b. Gene Ontology annotation, biological process: anatomical structure development; negative regulation of transcription by RNA polymerase II; cell differentiation. The transcript has 5 exons. Gene Ontology annotation, molecular function: zinc ion binding; nuclear receptor activity; RNA polymerase II cis-regulatory region sequence-specific DNA binding. The record is from RefSeq and is a predicted model, not a curated record. The coding region runs from base 1611 to 2831 and encodes 406 amino acids. NCBI's taxonomy places the organism in Eukaryota, Metazoa, Chordata, Actinopteri, Pleuronectiformes, Pleuronectidae.
UGUCAAAUCCCUCAGCACACAGACACAGCUCACUCUCUCGAAAGGAGGGAGCGAGGCAGAGACACGCAGAGAGAGAGAGCGAGUGAGCAGGGAUCGAGAGGAGCAGGAGAGGAGGCUAUCGUCUGGCUUUCACUAAAAGGUCUGUGACCGGGUUUUUCCUGCGCUUGUUUGCCUAAUUUAUUCCUGCGGGGGCCGGCAGAGAGAAAGGCAGAGAGGAAGAAAAAAAAAAAGGACAGACGGAAUGGUAAAGAGUGCAACAGAACACCGUGACUCGCUGACAGGGAAUGCAGAACGGUUCUGGCCUCUGGUUGUUAGCGCUGGAUGGACAAGCACUGACAAAACGAGAGAAGAGAGGAGCCUAUGACUGAGGAGAGUGUUGAACUCGGCUUUUGUUUUGGCUUGUUGUUUUUUCUGUGACAUCUGAGCCUCUGACACCACAAACUCUGGAGAGUUGGAGGAGCCACAAGAAAACGUCAUUUAACCAAAGACAACAGACGAGGACGAAGUCCUUUCACGAACUCCGUUGCUGCAGAAACCACAUUUUCGAGGACUAAAAAAAACCGAGGGUAUUGUCUUUCUCACCACGCUUCCAAAUUGAAUAUCAAGGGGGGGGGGGGUCAUUGUCUGCAUAUGGUUCAUUUCAGGGCACAAAUGUGUUUCUGAGCCAAACUACUAUGUGUGUAUAAAAGCUAAAGUUUGUUUACUCUCAGAAAACCAAAGACAAGGACAGAAUCCAAUUCCAAAACUCCCCAGACUUUUUUUCUUUUUCGCAUUAAAUUUCCAAAACAAAAUAAGGUCUUAUUUCUUCCUCCUCAUCACUUUCCCUUCAAUUACAGCCUCGACAAGUUAAGAGUGCGUCUGGACUAGAACUGCCUCAGAUCGGCAGAUAACACCUCUGCACAGCAGGAACUGGUUGGACUAGUUUAAAAGUUGGAAGAGAGGGCAGGGCAGUUUAACCCUGCCUGAAGGAGACCUGUGUUAUUUCCCUCCUACUUGCUUGUCCUUUUGGGAGAAAGUCAUGCGCUGAGAGAGAGAGAGAGAGAGAGGCUGUCCUUCUUUUUGUUUUUGGAGACUGACUCGUUUUCUCCCUCGCCGCUAUGCUUAUGGAUAGGUGAGGUUUUUUUUAACUUCUUCCUGGGGGGGAGAUAGAGAGAGAGAAAGUUAGAGGGAGAAGGAGGGAGUAAUUUAUUGUUUCCUGUGAAAAGAGCAAGGCUGCGCCCUUUUCUCCUGCAUGAACUCUGAACCACUAAAUGUGUGUCUGAAGUUUUCUCAGACCUUGGGAGCCAUUGAUCGGAGGUCAGGGCAGAGAACAGAGGGGUGAAAGACAAGAGCAGAGCGAGCAGGGGGAUUAAAGAAGAGAGAGAGAAAACCGCACUGGGAAGGACCUCCAGGUCAGUCUCAGCAGACGGCGGAGGAGCGUAAGGUCAACACGGAGGAGCCGGGACAACUUUUCAUCACAUUUUUGGACAAAACCUUCCGUGAAUUAAAAACCUGGAACCACGGUCUUCAAGUGUGGAAGCAAUUUUUUAGACUUAGAGGGUAACUAGGAGCUGAGGGCACAGGGCGGGUCUGUGAAUGAUCCAUUCACAGGACUGCACGUCUCAGAGAAUAUGGCCAUGGUGAGCGGGGGAUGGGGCAACCCCAAUGGGGACACUAAUGGACUGGGGGAGAAGGCUUACCUGAAGAGGGAGGAGGAGGACGGAUCGCCCCAGGCCGGCAGCAGCGACGUGGACGUCGGGGACGAGGACAAGGCAUGCGUGGUGGACUGUGUGGUGUGUGGGGACAAGUCCAGUGGGAAGCAUUACGGCGUGUUCACCUGCGAGGGCUGCAAGAGCUUCUUCAAGAGGAGCAUCAGGCGGAGCCUCAACUACUCGUGCAGAUCGAAUCGAGAAUGUCAGAUCGACCAGCAUCACCGGAACCAGUGCCAAUACUGUCGGCUGAAGAAAUGCUUCCGAGUUGGGAUGCGAAAAGAAGCUGUCCAGCGAGGUCGUAUCCCUCCGUCUCACUCGGGGAUCAGCCCCAACUCCCUGGCAGGUGGAGUUGGGGGUGCGGGGCCCGGUCACCUUGGGGCCGAGUAUUUCAACGGGCAGCCGGUUUCAGAUCUCAUCUCCCAGCUCCUCCGGGCUGAGCCGUAUCCCAGCAGCCGUUACGGGGGCCCCUACAGCCAGGCACAGAUGCAGACAUCUGCGAGCGGGGCCUCCGUCAUGGGCAUCGACAGCAUCUGUGAGCUGGCCGCCCGCCUCCUCUUCAGCACCAUUGAGUGGGCCAGGAACAUCCCAUACUUCCCAGAGCUGCCAGUUUCAGAGCAGGUGGCGCUGCUGAGGCUGAGCUGGAGCGAGCUCUUCAUCCUGAAUGCGGCUCAGUCGGCUCUGCCCCUGCACAUGGCUCCUCUGUUGGCCGCGGCUGGUUUCCACUCGUCUCCCAUGUCCGCCGAGCGUGUGGUGUCCUUCAUGGACCAGGUCAGGGUUUUCCAGGACCAGGUGGACAAGCUGAACCGGCUGCAGGUGGACUCAGCUGAGUACAGCUGCCUCAAAGCCAUCGCACUGUUUUCUCCUGAUGCAUGUGGUCUGACAGACCCGGCCCAUGUGGAUUCCCUGCAGGAGAAGGCCCAGGUCGCCCUGACAGAGUAUGAGAGAAUGCAGUACCCCAACCAGCCUCAGAGAUUCGGCCGGUUACUCCUGCGUCUCCCUGCUCUGCGCGCCGUGCCGGCCAACCUCAUCUCUCAGCUCUUCUUCAUGCGUCUGGUGGGCAAGACGCCCAUCGAGACGCUGAUCCGAGACAUGCAGCUAUCAGGGAGCUCCAUCAGCUGGCCCUACGUCCCGGGACAGUAAACCCCCGGUGACGACCAGAGUGAGAUGGACUGAGAUCAGAUGGGAAGUUCCCAGAGACGACACACUCGUACAAAGAGAAUGUUAUGAACACAAACUAAGUGAUCAGUUUUUCCUCACUUAAGCCUUGUACAGUUCGGUGGUAGUCGCACCAGAAAACAAAAAUGUACAUUUGUUUGACGCACUUGACAGUUUUGUCCUCCGAUCUCUCUUGGUCUCACUCUGGAUAGAGGAAAAACAGGGCUUUAAUUAAAAUUCAGACUCUUACAUGAGGCCAUGUGCCUAUACUACCUCCUUCCACAUCACCUCAUAUGUGACUCGGUGUGAACCCAGGCCCGAGUGUUUUCCCUCUGCUUUGUCUUUGAGUCCAAAUGAAGCCAUAGCGGUGCCACUUUCCACAGACAUCGUUCAAGUUGUGUCAUGUUUGAUAUGUGGAUGAAAUAUCAGACGUUUUUACCAAAUGUAUUUGUGAAGACUGCAAAAUGUCACCUUGCACAGCGUUGAAAACAAAGAAGAGGUGUGAGCAUAGUACUACAGGUUCUACUCUGUAAAGUACUACCAGUGUGCCAGAUGGGAAAUGUUAAAGUAUCGUACACGAAGCUUCAAAUGAUUGUAUCUUGAGGAAGAUUAUUGUGGGCGACCAGUGUAAGGAUGGGACGCUCAAUAGGCUACCAACGUUUGGAAGCUGUGUCGAGAUUCCGAAAUGUACCUUCCCUCCCUGCUGGAACAAGCUGAGUGGAGCGCUAACGUUGUGCUCGUGAUUCACGUUCAUUAUCAUGAGCACGAUUGGCUGGAAAGACAUCACGUGAGAUGAGAUGUGCAAACACAGACGUGAUCCUUGUUUUGCUAUCCAGCAGAAGUGUCAUCAAAAUAUCGUACGAAUAGGAUAAUUGUCGUACAUCUGGCAACACUGAGUACUACCAAGAAAUAUUUUGUAUGGUAUAUAUUUAAAGGCAUAGCUAAGCAUUUUGUGGAUUAAAGUUUAUUUGCUUUCUUGCUGAGGGUCAGAUACAAAGACUGACACCAACCUCAUGUCUGUACAGUAGCUGGCUAGCUGAUGCUAAUAACUUCCAGCAACUCUUAAGCUUGCUAGCUAACAUGCUAUAUACAUUUUUUUUCCUAUUGCACAUAACCCUGCAUACACUUGUUAAGAUUUUACGCUUUUUGUUUUAGCAGCGAUGCCGGCGGAUAUUUUGUCUAUGACCAAAACGAGGCUAGCUGCUUCCCUGUCUUUCCAGUCUUUACGCUAAGCUAAGCUAAACAGCUGCUGGUUCCAUCCUCCUAAUGGCUCUGAGGGUGGAAUCCAUCUUCUCAUCCUCAACAAGAAAGCAAACAACUUUAUUUUCCCAAAGUGCGGAACUAUGCCUUCGAUGUAGAACACGAUAAAGUUGUUCCAGUAGAAAGAGAAGUGGAGGUGAAUAUGCUCGGACACACCCUGGCUCCCUCAGUCACAUCCCUGUCCAACAUUAUUACCUCAUGUUUUAUACAUCAAAGAUUGUAUCGUGAACUGUUCAUGUACUAAUAAUAUAAAGGGAUCAAAUUAUCACUAUCGCAGAAACCACAGACAAUAAUAUUCCCUUAAAAAAAAAACGUCUGUCCUUCAGACUGCAGCCAAAAUAUGUUUUGAGUGUUUUAAAAAACGUAAAGUUGGAUGUAAGAGGGCACGUGAAGUUUAUCGGAUCAUUUUAAAGGGAGCGGCACAGAGUCAAAUUACUCUUGCGCUUUUCUGCUGAAUCUCUGCAGACUGGACAUUGUGUCUUUAGCCUUUGUAAGGGCAGAGGUAGUUCAUUUUGUCACAGGUUUGAUCCCCUUUUCAAAAGCGUGUGCUGGUGCACAGCGGUCACUAUCACAUCGACUCUACGCUUAUGCAAGGUCCUUGCAAGGUCGCGUGUUGAGGUUUAAAGGUUACGUUGUUUGUUGGUACUGAGAUAAAAGGUACGCUCAUGGCUCGGUGUCACACGUGUUGGUCUUUCCACAAUAAUUGACUGAAUGACAAUUUUGGCUUUUAAAGUUUUGUAUCACCUGUUCUUAUAUCAUAUUAAAAAAAAGAAGGUACCAAUGACCACGAUCCCUGAAGCCGCUUAUCAUGCUCUCCUUGAAUCACUCUGUGUUAUUUGUUGGAAUGUAAACUAGUGAUUUGACUGUUUAGCUUUGCAUUUAAAAGAAGUUGUUUCUAUGACCAUGCCAAAACUUAAAAAAAAAAAAAAAAAUGAUGCAAAAGAUGUUCAUAUAGCUGACUGGUUAUUUUUGCAUUUCUGGAAAUAAAAGAAUGCACAUUC